GAGCUUGGGGACCCUGGUGCAGAAGCCAGAUGCCUGCUCCUCCUGGCGCAGCUGGCCAACAAGGAGAAGAAUCACGGCCAGGCCAGGAGGCUGAUCGAGAGGGCCCAGCGCCUGGGCGGGGACGAGCAGUUCUGGUACCGUUCCACCCUGGCCCUGGCGGACAGCAUCCUGGCCUCGGAGGAUGGCGGGAGGAAGGUCUGCCACCUGUUUCAGAAGCUCGCGGACACCAUCAACGUUCUCAAGAGAGAAAGGCCCAACCGGAGGCCUCUCCUGGAGUUCAUCGCCACAGACCUGGAAGCCAGGGCUGUGGGCCUUCAGGUCCAGGACGCCCAGGAGUCGGCAGAGCAGGGGCCCCCGCACGUGUCCCUGCUGCGAGAGCUGGACGGCCGCCUGCUGCGUGCACAGGAGCGGUUCCUCAGCUGCGGCUUCCGGGAGAGCGCGGUCGACGUGCAGCUGGAGCGGGCACGCGUGAAGAGGCUGUGUGCGCAGCUGGAGCAGGAGGAGCAGCAGGUGACCGUGCAGCACCUGGCCGCAUACGAGCUGCUGCAAACAGCAGUGGCCGAGGAGGAAGCCACGUUCCACAGUGCCCAGGGCCUGCUGUCCAAUCAGGACCUGCAGAGCGUCAACACGCCCCUGAUGAGGAGGCUGGCCCGCCUCAAGCUGUGCCUGGUGGACGUGUCGCUGGACUUGCUGCAGCUCACCUGGGAGAAGGCCCUGGAGCAGCGGCGGGAGCAGGGCUCCCUGCACGAGCUCCUGGCAGGCUACCUGCAGUGCGGCAGGGACUACACCGCCCUCGACCUGCAAUGGGCCCUGCUGAAGCGGACACUGGCACACACGGCGCUGGCGCACCUGGAGAGCACCCUGCCCCUGUGCGUGGGCUGCGUGGACAUUCGCUCCCAGCUCUUCGGCCUGGCCGGGAGGGCCCUGCACCUGCUGGCCGUGCAGGCGGACCCUGUGCACCCCUCCUCCUACUGGGACGACAGCCUCCAGGUAGGCACGAAGCUGAGCAGCCUCAGAUCUCUGGAGCCGGAAGCAGUGGGCGAGGCGGUCAGGGCGUCCAGCAAGGAGCUGCCGGCCUUCCGGGCAGGCCCCGAGGAGCCCGGCAGGAGAGGCGAGACGCUGAAGAGGAGGAUGGCCCUGGCCCAGCGGCUCCGGGCGCAGGCGUCCGAGCUGCUGCUGCAGUGCCUGCAGGCCGCCCUGGCCAGUGGCCGCCUUGACGUGGCAGCCGCGGCCAGCCUGGAGAUGGUGGAGUGCCUCGGCUCCCUGGACCCCGCCGCCACCUGCCAGUUCCUGGCGCUGUCUCAGAGCUGCCGGGCCUCGGAGACCAUGCGGGGCGUCCUGCUCACGGCCACGGCCAACACCGGCGGCUCCCAGCUGGCAGCCCUGCUCCGGCUGCAGCACCAGCUGAGGCAGGAGGACAGAGCCUCCACCAGCCUGUGCGCCAGCGUGGAGCAGAGGCUGGCGGCCGUCGCCAAGGCCUGGCAAAACCUCUGCGUCACCGAGCAGCAUUUCGGCCUCCUGAGCGAGAUCCCGUCCAUGCUCCGCGUGCUGUUUCUGCACUACUCACGGGACAGGUCCCGACUGUACGGUGCCAUCUACGAGCAACCCAGGGUCCUUCCUGCCCCCAGAGGGAAAGCGGUGCCAGCGGGCGGCCACUGCAAGGUGAUGCGGGCGGCCGUGAGUCCCAGCGCCCUCUCAGACCUCCUGGCCAGCGCCCGGCACCUCCGCCAGCAGAGCCAGGUGCUCGGUGAAGACUCCGCCCUGAGAGUCCCCUUGGACCAGGAGCCUGUGCAGGCGGGAGACGGCGGGCGCGGCCCGGGGCUGCUGGACGUCGUCCUGAAGCUCCUGGAAGAGCACCUGCGGCCGCUGCUGCCCCUGCUGAGCUUCCCGGAAGUCAGGUUCCAAAUGCCCACGGCUGUGCCGGAGACAGGAAGGCUCAAGGGCAAGGACAAGGACAGGAAGACGUCCAACCUGCAGAUCCAGCCAGAAGCCGCGGAGCACCUGGUCCUGCUGGUGGACCGGCCGCUGCUGGAGCUGCCGCUGGAGGGCCUGGGUGUGCUCCGCGAGGCCGCGCUGGCGUCCGUGUCGCGUGAUCUCUCGCUGCAGAUGCUGUGCAACCGGCUGCGGAGAGACGAGGCAGCUGAAGCCAACCUGAAACGCGAGGGCAAGGGCAAAGACUUGAGGAAGAAGACGCCGUCCCGCAGGGCUGCAAAGGGCAGCGCGUACCGGGUCAUCCCCCCAGAAUGCAUUGCAGUCGACUCGGACACCUUCAAGUAUGUGGUGGACCCCUACGAGGAGGCGCAGGGCACAGAAUCCCUGACUCCUGUCUCCGUGACCCAGGAAAUUCUGGAAAGAUUCCAAGACACGCUCACGUCCCGAUGGGCGGGACACCUGGGGAGGAAGCAGUUCCCGAGCCAGGCCGAGUGGGAGCAGGUGCUGGGCAGCUGCGGAGGCUUCUUCUUCUACGGGAUGGAGCAGUUCCUGUCGCACCUGUCAGUGGAGAGGCUGGCCGCCAUGAAUCUGCAGGGCUGCCAGGUGAUGGUUCUGCUGGAUCUGACCCAGUCCCCAGAGAGCCUGCGGCGGCACACGGAGGCCUCGGAGAGCAAGAGGGGAUCUGCCGGUCCAGACGGGCCCCCAGCAGUGGGUGCCACGUGGGCUGUGGCCAGGGAGAGCUCGGGCCAGGCCCCGGCGCAGCCCACGGGAGCCGGGUCCCCGCAGUGCGGCGCAGCUGUCGCUGGAGGAGCCUGUGGAGACAGCCAUCCUCCUGAGCCUGGUGGGCGUCCGGAGCAUCCUGGCAAACCAGUGGCCCACGUCGCUGCAGGACAACGCCUGGCGGGCCAGCGCCCUGUGGGAAAGUCUGCUGUCAGGCGGCCAGCUGGUGGGCAGUGCCGUCCACCGCCUGCGGGCGCAGGCCACCAGCCCCAGGCUGAGCCCAGACGAGGCCCCGCGCACGUCCAGGGACAAGCUCAUGUUCUGGCCGAAGCAGCACAGCUCCCGGCUGCUCCCCUCCACCCUCAACCUGGUCCUGUACGGGCUGCCGCACCAGGUCAUCUGGUGAGCGGGCCUGGCCGCACCUCCAGCAGCCCCCUCCGGGGAGCCCCCCAGCCCUGGACACAGCCUCAUCAGGACGCUCGCCCAGAGGCCUCUGUGCCUCAGCGGCCCCUCCCCUGCCUGUGUGCUCCUGGCGUCUCAGUAAACAGCACGAGCAAGCCUGUGUGUGGCUCCUGCGGCCGGCCCGGGGCACAGCCCACUGUCCAGCGCCUCAGCCCCGAGGACGGGGCCUCGAGGGGGAGACCUGCCAGCACACGCACAGGCCCCUCCGUGGAACUUUCCAGAACCAGGAAGACGGGAGACAGACCGGUGUGCGGGGCAGUCAGGGCCGAGGGCUUCUCCUUGUCAGGCUCUGAGAGGCGCUUCCCUGGGAGGAACGUGGGACUGCAGCUCCCCGGGGAGGUGCAGGGCCCUGGCGUCUGGUGGGGCUGCUCCGGCCGCAGGGCCAUGUGGACGCCCCUCUGCUGCAGUGACCGCCCCUGGGUGCGGCCAGCAGACCAGGCCCCGCCCCUCACCCACCCCCACCGACAUGAGACCUCAGGGUUCUACACCGCAUGAGUUUCGGGGUGACAGGCCCUCCUCCCCCAUCCCAGGGUGCGUCCUCCAAACGUUCUGACGGCAGAGGUGGGCGUGGUCAGCAGCGGCCUGGCCAUGGACCCCACGAGCAGCCUCAGCCCCUCCGUGUGCAGCGCGACCCUGGUGUUCGCCGUCAGAAGGCGGGGGGCAGUGCUGCCUGCAGGAAGUGUCCUCGGAGCCCCUGCUGGGCCCCUGCUGGGCCCCGCCGCCAGGCACUGGUCCAGUGCAGAGUGAGGAGUGCCACGGCGCCCUGGGUCAGGACGUGAGCCAGACCCGUGUGGCUGGGGGCGGCGCAGGGGUCAAGAGAGCGGCAGUUUCUCAGGAAACCAACACGCAGCUCCUGCACAGCCCGGCCAUCACACGUGAACACGAGCACACGCGUUCACGGCAAGAUGCAGAGAACAGGGCGUGGCUCCGCGGGACAGCCACAGACACAAAGGAUGACCGUAACUUGAGCAACAGAGGGACAGAGAGAGGGCGAAACAGAGCCACUGCUUCCCUCCCCAAAUGGCCGAAAGAGGCAGGGUUGGGCCAAGCCAAAGCCAGGAGCUCCAUCUGGGUCUCCCACGUGGGCCCAAGCUCUUGGCCACCCUCUGCCGCCUUGCCAGGCACACCAGCGGGGAGCUGGAUAGGUAGUGGAGCAGCCGAGACCCACGGAUGCCGGCACUGCCCGUGGUGGCUUUACCGGCUGCACAAUGCUGGCCCCAGGUGAAUUACUGCCUCCAACCAGGGUGGGCCUCAAGGGUCCUUGCUGAGCAGCAAGGCCAGCGUCCACAGGUCACAGAGCACAGUUCUGUCCCUGCGAGUUCU
Messenger RNA from Oryctolagus cuniculus (rabbit), 4437 nucleotides. Lineage: Eukaryota; Metazoa; Chordata; Mammalia; Lagomorpha; Leporidae. The record is from RefSeq and is a predicted model, not a curated record.